Knipowitschia caucasica is the source of this 1566-nucleotide messenger RNA. Lineage: Eukaryota; Metazoa; Chordata; Actinopteri; Gobiiformes; Gobiidae. The record is from the annotation of a GenBank genome assembly.
AUGGUGCGGCGUCACUCCACGGUCUCCUCCUCGUCCUCUGAGGACACAGAGGAGGCUCUGAGAGGCUUCGACUUCCUGUGCAGCUCAGAGGACAGCGCCACCUCUGACCUGGACCUGAGUCUGGGCCGCUCCUGGGACCAGAGCGUCAUCGAGGAACUGAAGGAGCAGUACAAGAGGGAGAGGAGGGGCAAGAAGGGGGUCAAACGUCCAAACCGGUCUAAGUUGCAGGACAUGUUGUCAAACCUGCGAGAGGCCGAAGACCUGUCCCCUGGUCCUCCACGGUCUGGAGUGGGACGCUUCAGCGAGGACCAGGGACGACCCGAACACGAGUCGGUCUUCGCAGCGUCCCAGGGGAAGUCCUUCCUCUUGGGGCCGGUGGAUGAGGCUGUGUCCCUGGACCUGGGUCUGGGGGAACUGGCAGGAAUCACAGUGUCCAACGAGUGUGAGGCGUCAGAGUACGAGGUCCCGGUGAGCUCAGUGGACUCUGUGAGGAGAACCUGGUCUCAGAAGUUCAGUCUGAGGAGCCACCUGGACUCGGUCCGGUCUGUGGUCUUUCACCCCACAGAGCCCCUUCUGCUGACCUCCUCUGAGGACCACACCCUCAAGCUGUGGAAUCUGCACAAGGCCAGCCCCAGCAAGAAAUGUGCUGCUUUAGACGUGGAGCCCAUCUAUACCUUCAGAGCUCACAGUGCUGCGGUCCUCAGUUCGGUGAUGAGUUCUUCUGGAGACCAGUUCUUCAGUGGAGGAGCAGACGGCGCCAUCUACAGCUGGAACACGCCCAGUGCGACCACAGACCCCUACGACGCAUAUGAGCCCAAUGUCCUGCGGGGGGCGCUCUCUGGUCAUUCUGAUGCAGUUUGGGGCGUGGCCUAUAGCUCCGCCCACCAGCACCUCAUUUCCUGUUCGGCCGAUGGGACGGUGAGGGUUUGGGACGCGACCGAAACGCGACCAGCGCUCGCCGUGAUCCGAGCGCCAGAGUUGGGGGCCCCCUCCUCUGUGGCCCUGCUGGCCUCUGAUCCGGCCUUGGUGGUCUGCUCCUUCACCUCCGGAGCCAUCGCCCUCAUCAACCUGGAGACGCAACAGCAGGUCCUGAGGCUGGAGACCGAGACCAGAGAGGAGACCAGGGAGGAGACCGGACCAGGGACCAGGGAGGAGACCGGACCAGGGAGCAGGGAGGAGACCGGACACGAGACCAGACCAGAGACCAGGCCGGAGACUGGGAUCAACCAGGUCCUCAGCCAUCCCUCUCUGCCUCUGAGCAUAGCGGCUGGAGAGGACCGACAGAUUCGUUUCUAUGACAACAACACAGGUAAACAGGUGCACUCGAUGGUGGCUCACCUGGACUCGGUCACCUGUCUCUCUGUGGACCCCAACGGCCUCUACCUGCUGUCAGGAAGCCAUGACUGCUCAGUGCGGCUGUGGAGCCUGGACUCUCGCACCUGUGUCCAGGAGUUCACUGCUCACAGGAGGAAGUUCCACGAGUCCAUCCACAGCGUCUCCUUCCACCACACCCUGGGAUACAUGAGCAGCGGGGGGUCUGACGGGCUGGCCAAGGUCUACGUGUGA